UGCGCUGCGAAUGGAAUUAGACGUGUCUCGGUGGAGCAUAUUGUACAGCGGUAAGUGAUGCUCAAAUGCGGUUCAUAUACAAACGAACAUACACGCAUGUAGGGAAUGGUAUGUAUGACUUCGCGGAGUAAACUUCAUGAAUGUCUCUAUUAAAGUUGCUGGAAAGACGAGACAGUGACUUGCAACGUGCAAUGAAGUUCAGCGAAAAAUGUGGAAAAAAGUGGAGUUAUGAGAAAAACGGUACGCACAACCGUGCUUUUGCCAGAAAUUCUUACAAGUAUUAAAAAAAAAAUAAAAAUAUAGAAAAAAUUUAAAGAAAAUAAUUCUUGAAUUAAAAAAAUGUUAAAAAAAAAAUUGCUCACGAAAAAGUGCCGAAAUUGUGUUUUGUGUAGCGCGUAAGCCCUGCUUGCCUUACGUUGAGGUUAUUGCCAUCAAAAAAGUACCGUUAUGUUGAGCUAAAAGUAAAUAAAAUAAUCAGCAGCGAAAAAAUACGUAAAUAAAAUACAACAAACACAUGCAAGUCAAGUGUGUAAAGUGCUUUUCGAAGUUGUGUUGUGCAAUAAAUUCGCACAAAGUUGUGAAUUCGAAGUUCGAAGUGAAGUACGCGCAUACAUAUCUACAGAUAUAAUAUGUAUUAGCAUACGCGCUUAAGAGUGGAGUAGUAUUUCAGAAAGUGUACAGCUGUUUGUUGGAUUUUGUGAAACAACAAUUGCAUUUAAACUAAAACGCUAGCGAAAAAGCGAAGCUGGCGAAGUAAAGGCGGCGGCAAAGCGUGGCGUCAAAGCGGAGGUAAAGCGCUGCGAGCGUACGACCUAGCAGAGAGGGGUAUAAAUAACAAGGCGAAUUUGCAGAAUUAUAAAACAUUCUUCAAGUGCUGUAAACGAAAUUAAAAAAUCAGCAAAGAAAUCCGCAUCAUUUCGCUUUAGCAAGAAAUCACCAAAAAAAAUGGAUCGUUUGCGUCGAUCCUUUCGCGAUUCGUUUCGUCGUCGAAAGGACCGUGUGCCCGAAUCAUCGAAACCGCAUCAAUGGCAGGCUGACGAGGAGGCUGUACGUUCGGCGACCUGUUCGUUUGCGGUUAAAUAUUUGGGUUGCGUUGAGGUAUUCGAAUCGCGCGGUAUGCAAGUUUGCGAGGAGGCCCUAAAAGUAUUGAGGAAUUCGCGCCGCCGACCCAUACGUGGUGUGCUGCACGUUAGCGGCGAUGGACUGCGCGUCGUGGACGAUGAGACGAAGGGCCUCAUUGUCGAUCAGACUAUCGAGAAAGUGAGCUUCUGUGCGCCAGAUCGUAAUCACGAGCGCGGCUUCAGUUACAUUUGUCGCGACGGCACAACACGUCGUUGGAUGUGUCACGGCUUUCUCGCCUGCAAAGAGCUCGGCGAGCGACUCUCACAUGCCGUCGGUUGCGCAUUUGCCGUCUGCUUGGAACGUAAACAGCGACGCGAUAAGGAAUGUGGCGUCACAAUGACAUUCGACGUGAAGAAUUCGACAUUUACGCGUACGGGUUCAUUCCGUCAGCAAACGUUGACCGAACGUUUGGCGCAAGGUGAGACGCCAUCCGCUGCUGUACCACCACAGCCCAAACCAUACAAUCCGUUCGCCAUCGAACGGCCACAUGCCACACCGUCGAUGUUGGAGCGUCAGGGCUCGUUUCGUGCAUUCAGCACCAUUGGCAGUCAAUCACCGUUCAAACGGCAGAUGUCAUUACGUAUCAACGAUCUUCCGUCCAAUACCGAAAGGCAGAAGGCAUUUUUGGCAGCUGCCAGUGGUGGUUCACUAGCCGCAGCGUUAGCUACACCCAAUCGUAGUGUUUCGCCGAUACCAGAGAUCUCACCAGCUAAAAUGGGCAUUGCAGAUAUGGAUAAUGGUUGUGCCACCAUCGACACCGUAAGCCAGUUGUGUCAGGAGCUCAGUCAGGGUCUGUCGUUGCUCAGUCAAACCGAUGCAAUGAUUGCGGCUGGCGAUGAUCUCAAUUUCAAUAAUAAUUUGAGCAUUAAUCAGAAUAUCAUUGCGGCCGAGAAGACGCAACAACAACAAAAGAGAAUCUCUACACCAACAUCAUUGCCGUUAGCUAGCAGUAGCAGUCAUAGCAUUACCGCUGCUGCUGUUGUCAGCAAAGUUUACGAAUAUGCUGAGGGUGCAGUAAGCAAUAAUUCGAUUGCUAGUGGUGCAGUUACCACCAUCACCACUACACCAACGGCACAAAUAGCGCCAUGCAUUUCGUCGGUAUCACCAGUAUCUACCAAUUCGCCAGUACGUACACCAACAACACCAACGUUAACAAUGACACCACCGCCACCAUUGCCAGCUGGUCGCCCCGUAGAGAUGGUCGCACCACUGCCCAAUGCGGAUCAAUGGCUAGGCGAGGUGGUGAAGAAGACCUCGCCGGCAGUCAUUAAACGUGCAACACGUAUGCUCAACUCAACUGGUCGUACGCAAUCGAUGAGCGCUGCAUCACCAUUAGGUGUGGAUCCCUUCGAUGCUGAAUGGGUGGCCGGCGUUACGAAGCCACUGUCACCCGAUCUACCUGUGGCAGCCACAAUGCCAGUGGCGUCUGCAGUUACGCCCGUCGCUAGCAGUACAUCUGCACCAAUACACCACAGUACCAAUCCAUUUAUAUCACCGCCGAAGGUACCGGCGCAAACAUUCCAGGUGCAGCUGUAGAUGCAGUAGGCGAGGUGUACAAGCCUCGUGCUAGUAGUUGAUGAUAUCAGUGAAGUAAUACAUGUGUUCGAUCUGUGUAAUGCAUGGUGUCGAUUAGCAACUCAAAUAGUGUUAGGUGUGUAGAAAGUUUGCAAAAAUGGAAUCGCUAGAUAAAUGUUGUUGUUAAUGCGAAAUGAGUAUGAGCGGGGUGUAAAAUGUAAAAAGAUUUCGGUAAUAGAAUUGCAUGCACUGCCAAUAAUUGUUUAUUAUAAAAAUAGCGAUUUAAUUUCUUUACAUUUCAGGCUUAGUACUGAACUACUUUAAAAGUAACUAGUUGGUUUUGGUUCAGUUGCAAAAUUUUGUGAGAAUACUAGAAUUUCAUUUAUAAAGAAAUUAUUCGAUGAAUAUAUUACAA
This is a messenger RNA of Bactrocera latifrons, 3052 nucleotides long. It is a transcript of the gene numb, whose product is annotated as protein numb. The coding region runs from base 946 to 2658 and encodes 570 amino acids. The transcript is spliced from 4 exons. The record is from RefSeq and is a predicted model, not a curated record. Lineage: Eukaryota; Metazoa; Arthropoda; Insecta; Diptera; Tephritidae.